UUUGCUUCUCCACCCACCCAGGUAUUCCACAUCGGCGUUCUCAAGACUGGAGAAGUUGGGCAUCAGACACCCCAAGCCCUCUCCUUUUGUUGGAAACUUGAUGUUUUUCUGCCAGGGAUUUUGGGAGAGCCAAUUGGAACUCAGGGAGAGAUACGGGCCUCUGUGUGGGUACUAUCUUGGCCGUCGGAUGUAUAUUGUCAUUUCUGAGCCAGCCAUGAUCAAGCAGGUGUUGGUUGAGAACUUCACUAACUUUUCCAACAGAAUGGCCUCAGGUCUGGAACCCAAGCCUGUAGCAGACAGCAUCCUGUUUUUACGAGACAAAAGGUGGGAAGAAGUCAGAGGUGCCUUGAUGUCUGCAUUCAGUCCUGAAAAGUUGAAUGAGAUGACGCCUCUCAUCAGCCAAGCCUGUGAACAUCUCCUGAGUCACUUAAAGCUCUAUGCAGCAUCCAGAGACACAUUCGACAUCCAGAGGUGUUACUGCUGUUACACCACAAAUGUGGUGGCCAGUGUGGCCUUUGGCACCCAGGUGGACUCCCAGAACACUCCGGAAGAUCCCUUUGUGCAACACUGCCGUCAAUUCUUUGCCUUGCGUAUCCCCAGGCCUCUCCUGGCUUUAAUCUUAUCAUUUCCAUCCAUAAUGGUCCCAUUGGCCCGGAUUCUGCCCAAUAAGAACCGAGAUGAACUGAAUGGCUUUUUUAACAAACUCAUUAGGAACGUGAUUGCCUUACGGGACCAGCAAGCAGCAGAAGAGAGGCGGAGAGACUUCUUGCAGAUGGUGCUGGAUGCCCGGCACUCCACAAGCUCUGUGGGUGUGGAAGACUUUGACAUGGUCAAAGAAGCCCUGUCCUCUAGCGAGUGUCCAGUGAACCCUCCCCAAAGAGGCCAGCCUGCAUCCAUGCCUGAGCCUUUAACCACGGAUGAAAUUGUGGGCCAGGCCUUCCUCUUCCUCAUCGCUGGCCAAGAGAUCAUCACUAACACACUCUCCUUCAUCACGUACCUGCUGGCCACCCACCCUGACUGCCAGGAGAGGCUUCUGGAGGAGGUGGACCUCUUCGUGGAGAAACACCCAGCCCCUGGGUACUGCAGCCUGCAGGAAGGCCUGCCCUAUCUGGACAUGGUGAUUGCAGAGACCCUGAGGAUGUACCCACCAGCUUUCAGAUUCACACGGGAGGCAGCCCAAGACUGUGAGGUGCUGGGACAGUACAUCCCCGCAGGUGCAGUGCUGGAGGUAGCCGUGGGUGCCCUACACCAUGACCCAGAGCACUGGCCACACCCUGAGACCUUUGACCCUGAAAGGUUCACAGCAGAGGCCCGGCUUCAGCGGGGGCCCUUCACAUACCUGCCCUUCGGAGCUGGCCCCAGGAGCUGCCUCGGGGUGCGGCUGGGGCUGAUGGUGGUCAAACUGACACUACUCCAGGUCCUACACAAAUUCCGCUUUGAAGCCAGCUCUGAGACUCAGGUUCCACUUCAGCUAGAAUCCAAAUCUGCCCUAAGUCCCAAAAAUGGAGUCUACAUCAAGAUUGUGUCUCGUUGACAGAAGGCAAGUGAAAAAAACAAACAACAGAACACCUUGUGAUGAUGACAUCUACAGAUGUUUGGAGGACACCCAGGAUUCAAACAAAAACCUGUUGUGGAAAUGGAGAUCUUUAAAGAAAUAUAUAUAUAUGAUAUCUAUCUUAGGGUGAUUAAAAGGGUACACUGCACAUGACCAUGUCAUUUAUGCCAUAGUUCCUGAAUGCUUAAUAAAUGUUUGUCAUGCUUCAUUUUGA
Messenger RNA from Cricetulus griseus (Chinese hamster), 1769 nucleotides. Lineage: Eukaryota; Metazoa; Chordata; Mammalia; Rodentia; Cricetidae. The record is from RefSeq and is a predicted model, not a curated record.